CACUUACUACUUGUACAUAUUCGUACAUAUUCAUUCUAUUAAACUUUUGACCUCACAUUCCUGCCCAGGACGAUUUAAGCAACUCACCCAAAAAAAAUGUUCUGGAUGCGAUUUCUCACAUUCUAGACGCUACCUUCACUCGGAUGCACCACCAGGUGCUCCUGGCGCAUUCCUCAUCAUGGCCCCCUCCACAGUCUUCUCCUACUGGCGUCGCGACCACCGCCGAUCGAGCGCAUCCCUCGUUUCUUCGUCCGUUGCGCAGCCCACGGCAAAAGGCCUAGUGGUAUCCCACACUCCUCCGCAACUCCCCGUCAUUCCGAAUAACACAGCAACUCUUCCCGCUUUCGCCGACCCCUCACCAGCCGCCGAAGGACCGAGCCCAAUCGAUCCGACGUCGGAUUCGAAGAGAACAGCUACCGUGUCAGCGAGCCCAAUUAAUGCGCCCGCUUCUACCUCCGCCAACCUUGCAGUGGCCUCCUCGUCGUUCGAGAAUCACACCCUGCGCGACUCCAGCUCUGAAGAUCGUGAUCGAGAUCCAGCCCUCACCUCCCAGUCCAAUUACUCGCAGUCAUCCUUUACAGUUUCGCGUCCGCACCAUGGGGACGGAGAUAUCCCCCGAACGAGCUCUCCCUUUCGGCUUUCCAUAGGCAAAAACCUACUUUCGUCCCAUCACCAAGCCUCCGAUCCCCACCUCAAACGAUACUCGACCCCCAGCAUGCCGUCCUCGAGUCACCCGUUCAGGUUCAAGACCUCUCCCGAUAUAACAUCGCCCGCCGAUAAGACCGCCACCUCGCAGCGCGACUACAAGAGUGAUGGCGGCAGCCAUCGUCGGCAGGGAGACCGGGACAAUCUGGGGCCAGAACAUGGCCAUCACAAGUCGGGCAAAACCAGGCUGCAUCUACUGAAUCCCAUGUCACUCCUCGCCCGGAGGCGCUCGCACCAGGGAACAAGCCUCCGCACAGCUGACACCACAAACUCCGCCCGCAACCUGGUCCCGGCGAUCCCCGACGAUUACGAUCCCCGGAUUCGCGGGAAGAUCGUCCAUGACUUCUCUGCGCCGCGUCCGCGUCGCAAUCACUCCACGCCUCCGGUACUGCUCCGCGACGCCUAUCAUCAGUCGCCCAGCGAGCCGAUUGCCCCCUGUGCCGAUCAGGCAGCCCACGCCACCCAACACAAUGAGCAAGCCAGGCGGCACACAGAAUAUUCACCCGUGUUCAAGGAACACUUCGAGGAGGACAGCCAGCAGGUGUUGCAAGUCGAGAGCAAAGCCUAUCUGCAGUCCUCUCUGUUGACAGAUCCCUCGCUGGCGGAACCCGAUUCCAGCGCGCUCCCCGUGUUUGCUCGGAAGUUGCCCUCAACGAUCCCGGAGGAGAGCGGGCCUGCGGAGUCGCCCGAUGAGCAGGUCGGAGCCAAGGACGAUACAGAAGACCAGUCCGAGAAGCAACAGGAGCCUGCCGCUGGACAUGACGAGGACACCAUCGAGAUGAUGCCUCACCAGUCCCUGGGCCUGCCCAAGCACUUCAAGAGUAAUGCUUCUCGUUUCAGUUUUGACAUGAACGGCGUGGAGUCGUCGGCGCAGGAGAAGCUUCUGGAGGAGAAACACAAAGAAAAGGAGGCCGCGCGAAGGGCCAAGGCCCAGUUGGAAGAUCCGGGCUUCAGCGACGGCGAAGACUUCGAUGCCGAUAUCCUCGAUGACAUGUACGACUUUGAAGAGAAGAUCCCCGGGGUGAAUGUCGAUGCAGACGAGGACUAUGAGUUUCAGGGCUUCUCGGGCACGGGCAACAUCCUCAAUAAGUCGUGGCUGGCUCCCGAACUCUCCCCUGUCGUCGGGACCCCGCUAACACCCGGGAUUCCGGGGUAUGAUGGUGCUGGAGAUUCUCCUGCUCCUGUGGCGGAAGACUUCCCAAAUCCGUCGAACGGAGAGCCGGCGGCGGCUCCUGAGCAUGAUUCCAGCAUUCAGUCUUUGCCUACGCCGACGGCAUCGUCUGUUGAGACUCCGCAAUUGGUUCAGAGUGUACAGCCAAUGGCUCCACAGCCGAUUGACGACGAAGAUGAUUUGUAUUUCGACGACGGGGAGUUCGGUGACUUGACCACUGAGGGCGAGAAAUUCGAUGAGUCGGUAUUUGACGAUGAAACUAGUCAUCUGUAUGAGCGGAAGCCAGUCACUCCGCAGCCGAUACAGGAGGACGAAGAUGAUUUGUAUUUCGAUGAUGGAGAGUUCGGCGAGCUGACUACUCAGGGCGAGAGAUUUGACGAGUCGGAGGCACUAUCGGAGAACAAUGGCGGUCUCCGACAUGCUCCAAGCAUAGCAAGCGAGUAUCAAGCAGACACAUCUAGGAUUUACGGCCACACCCUGGAGGCACUGACGGACCUUGCGCCUCCAAAACCGCAUGGCGGAGUCUUAUCCGAGUACAACCUCGGAGCCUUCCACGACGCCCUGGCCAAAGUAGCCAACGACACUUCCUUACACGAGAGGUUCGGGCGCUCUGUGAGCAUCAGCGAGCGGUCCGUGGGCCAGACAAGCACAGCGCAGACGAUGGACACCCCUUCCGGGCUUAUAUCGGACGACAGCCAUCUAAGCCAGGCCGUUGACGGGUUGGGCUUCGACGAAGUCUUAGACGAUUUCGACUACGAUGAUAACGACGCCUUGCUGUACGAUGACCCGAUUAUUGCCGCGGCCAACGCGGAAGCGCUCGAGAAUGACGAUGACGGUUUCUACGGUCAAGAGUUCGGAUUCUACGCACAGUCUCUGGGGACCUGCAGCACGGAGCUCACCAACGGCGGCUACUUCGGUCCCCGGGGCGUCGAAGGGAUCUCGCGGAGCUUCAGCAGUCGGGGCAAGUUCCGCGAGCCCAGUCUCACCCCCAUCACCGAGCGCAGUGAAUGGAGCACGCGCAACUCGGUCAUCUCGCUGGCGGCUCAUGGUGCUACGAAUCCCGCGCUGCCGAGUCCUGGGCUCGCUCAAUUGGUCGACCUCGCGAGUAGUAUGGACGACGAGAUGUCCCUGAGCGCGUUGAUGCGCCUUCGGCGGGGCGCCUGGGGCGGGAGCAAUGGGAGCCUCCGCAGCAGCAGUGGCAGCCCCCCUCCCUAUCUCCAUACAUCGUCCAACCGCGCGAGCUACAUCUCCGAUGCAAGUCCCACGGUCCUGACUGCUCCCCCGGACGCAUUCGGUGGCUCUGGUGCCGCAGAGUCCCCCAUUGAGAGAUCAGAGAAACUGCGAUGGUCACAGACCUCCGCGGAACAGCGUCUGGACCCUUCUCUGGGCGAUGAAGAGAACUCUUCCAUCUGAUCGAGUAGGAUCCCCACUAUGUUGAACAAUUUGGGAAGUGAGAUACAGGCGAGACCACCGCGGUAUAUAACUCAUCUUGGUCAAAUUCUCAAGCGAUAUCGGUGACCUUUGCCCUAUAUACAUAAUGAUGUUGAUGCCCACUAUAUAAUACCUCCUUGCUGCGAAAGGCAGCGGCUUGUACUGUUCUGUUCUGUUAGCGAAUGAAACCCCGUGAUUUUGUCAGCACGCAUGGUCUGAUACCCGUAAGGAGGGUCUUCUGACACGACGCCGAUCGAAGUUUGUUGCUCUGGGUCUGGGGUCA
Molecule: messenger RNA, 3590 nt
Organism: Aspergillus aculeatinus CBS 121060
Lineage: Eukaryota; Fungi; Ascomycota; Eurotiomycetes; Eurotiales; Aspergillaceae
Exons: 2
Coding region: 179-3289 (1036 amino acids)
Source: RefSeq, a predicted model, not a curated record